Racocetra fulgida is the source of this 846-nucleotide messenger RNA. Lineage: Eukaryota; Fungi; Glomeromycota; Glomeromycetes; Diversisporales; Gigasporaceae. The record is from the annotation of a GenBank genome assembly.
AUGGAUAAAAGACCGGAACAAUCUCGAAAAAAAAGAAUGACCAUGUCACUAAAAACAAAACAAGAAAUAUAUCAACGAAAGAAUGAUGUUCCAUCACUUACUAUUGAUCAACUUUCUGCAGAAUAUAGUUGCGACCGAAGUACAAUUUCAAAAAUCUUGAAAGAAAAAGAAAAAUGGUUGUCAAUGCAACUGACGGAGCCUGAAGAAAAAAAAAUGGUCAAUCGACCAGCAAAGUUUAUCGAUUUAGAAAAUGCCAUGGCUAUUUGGACAAAACGAGAUUGUGUAACUUCUCAAACGAUUAUUAAUUGUUGGAGAAAGACUGAAAUAGUGCUGUCAAACGAGUGGAAUCACUUAAGUUGGAAUACAUUGAACGAUGAAUUCGAAGUUGAAUCUGAAGUUGAAUCUGAAGUUGAAAAUGAAGCCAAAAUUGAAGCCGAAAUUGAAGCCGAAGUUGAAGCCAAAAUUGAAGUUGAAAUUAAAGUUGAAAAUCUUCUUUUCAAAAUCUCAUCCGAUUAUAUGAAUGUAAUGUCUGCUAAUAACUAUAUUCGAAUCGAUGAUACUCUUGAAACCGAAGAAGUUGUUUUAGAUAAGAGUACUAUUAUUGAAGAGGUUCUUUACAAGUCAGAUUUCAGUAGUAGUAAUGAAGAAAGCGAUGUUGAAAUUAAAGAAAUUCCUCAUUCAGUUGUCUUAGAACAAUGUAGCUUGCUAAUACAGUAUCUAGAACAACAAGAACCGGUAAAAUUUGUAAAAGACCAAGAUUUAUCACAAUUGCGAAGUUUGUUAAGACGAAUUCGUCUAAAUGUAUUCCAAUCAAAAGAACAAAGGAAGGAAACUGAUUUUUUUUAA